AUGUCUUAUCAUGAGGAUCGGCGAGAAGACAAACGUGGCAGCUGGGGGAGUGGAGGGGGCGGUGGUGAUAAAUGGGCUGCGAGGCUAUAUGUUGGUCGACUUUCAAGAAAUGUAUCAGAACGUGAUAUAGAUGACGCUUUUGGAAAAUAUGGACGAAUUCGAGAGGUUGACAAGUGGGAUGAGACCGAUAAAGAAACGCGACGCCCACCACGCGAGAAUUUGGAAUAUUUAGUGGUUGUUGUCUGUCUUUUUAUGGUGAUGUUGAAUUCGAAAUUGGAGAGAAAUAGAAAUUACGGUGGUGUGAAUAUUCAAGAAAAUGGUAAAAAUUACCUCGUUUCUGGUGAUACUGAAGAAAACAAAGGAGAAAAAAAGAAUAGGCGUCGUAUUUACACACAUCUUUCUGCUACUAAUGCUCGCCGGAGGGAAUUGGACGGCGUACGUAUUCAAGGUAAUGAUGAACGAGUUUUGGUAGAGUUUGCCAAAGGUAAGACAACUGACUAUUUUCGAGAUCUUGCACAGGAAGCACCUGGCGCGGAUCGUCCCGAGACAAUCGAAAUUCGAAUUAUGGUAGUGGCAGGGGAGGGAGUCGAUAUGAUAGUAGGCCACCUGAAAGAUGUUUUAACUGUGGUCAAGUUGGGCAUUGGGCGAGAGAUUGGUUAG
Messenger RNA from Ambispora leptoticha, 660 nucleotides. NCBI's taxonomy places the organism in Eukaryota, Fungi, Glomeromycota, Glomeromycetes, Archaeosporales, Ambisporaceae. The record is from the annotation of a GenBank genome assembly.